UUAUGUCAAGCUAUCGUUAGUAUCUUUUCAAACUUGUAGCAUAGAACACAUGCAACAGUCGUGGAGGUUCCAUUAUGCAUUCUGUUCAAUCUCAUAGAGUUAUAGGAAAAGUGAUUUCAAUAUUUUACUGGGUUGGUUAUUGGCAUCGUAGAGACCAUCCUACAGCUAAAGAACUCGGGAUGAAGGUCAUCUAUUGCCUAUAUUAUUCACUUUUUGGAAUUUCAUUGACGAUUGCAGGACUUACAAGCCAAACCAGCGACGAGUCGAUAUUCUUAUGGGAAUCGUGUUUAGUAAUUCUCAUUUCGACCGCUAAAAUUUUGGUUUUGAUUCAAAAACAAAAGCGAAUUGUCCGAUCGCUAAAUCUGAUCGGUGUCUUUUCGAUUCGAGACGCUGAAGACGUUACGUAUUGCAAUUUUAGGUUGGGCCGAUUUAUGAAGUUUGUGGUCACAUUUCUAUGUGUCACCGUUUGUGCUAUUACUUUCGCAAAUGCUGUACCAUUUUUCAGUAGUGAAAGGAAAAUGAUUGUCGAUUUUGCAUUUCCAUUGGAUUGGAGAAAUGGUGGAACCGCAUUUUGGAUCUCAUAUACUUUCAUCACCACUGAAAUUGUUCUUACAUUUUCGGCGGUACUGUUCACGGUCGUGGUUUGGUACUUGAUGCUUCUUUGUUCCUUAAGAUAUGAAGUUAUUGGAAGGGAGAUCGUCAAAGCAGGGAGCGGACAGAAAGGAGAAACCUUGUCCGUGAAGGAAAGGCAUAACUUAUUUCGCAAGGACGUAGAGUCAUCGAUCAUUGCUCACCGACGCUUAAGGGGGUUCAUCGACGAGCUGGUAUCAUUUGUGUCAAAAUUAUUUUUACUACAAUUUGGUACCGGUGCCACAUGCAUCUGCUUAUCCGUUUAUUGUCUAGCUUUUGACAUCGGUGACAAUUCUUUGGAACGAAUGAUUCAUCUCUACGCUUUAUUUUACCACAUUUCCGAACUAUUCAUGAUUACGCACUUCGGGAACGAAAUUAUGCUGUCAAGUAGCCGUCUCUCAUAUAAAUUAUUUGAAUCGAAUUGGGUUGACCAACCUGAAUCCACCAAGAAGGUUAUCAUCACUUUUGGACAAUAUUUAAAGCGACCGCAUGAAGUGUUUAUCGGUAAACUGUUUCCGUUAACUUUAGAAACAUUUGUGCGGAUAUUAAAGUCGGCCUACAGCUUUUUCAACGUUUUGAAAAAUUAUAAACAAUGAGUCGCCUACACGUAUUUCCUUUA
This is a messenger RNA of Bradysia coprophila, 1249 nucleotides long. RefSeq names its product putative odorant receptor 71a. Lineage: Eukaryota; Metazoa; Arthropoda; Insecta; Diptera; Sciaridae. Gene Ontology annotation, molecular function: odorant binding; olfactory receptor activity. The record is from RefSeq and is a predicted model, not a curated record. Gene Ontology annotation, cellular component: plasma membrane. Gene Ontology annotation, biological process: detection of chemical stimulus involved in sensory perception of smell; sensory perception of smell.